UGGUGCCCGGCCGCUCCCAUAAUCCGCUUCCUUGGGGUGGGUGAAGCCAGGACACCUGCUGCGGACAGAGGUUGAGUUCACUUGCUCAGUGUCUCCCAGCCGGGACGUGGCGGGGCAGGACUGCCUGCUGUAUCCUGUGGCCUCUUGGUGACGUCAGCUCCUCGGUCCUGUCCUGGGAGAGGACCUCAGGAGGCAGAGCCGAGGGUCUCAUGCAGCAGCCCGUGUCGUGUGUCAGUGAGAGAAACCACAAGGAAACCGCAGGGGCCACAGUGCCCCAAAGUUCUCCCAGCUGCCUUGUCGGCGUUCCCGAGACUUCUGCGCUUGAACCUCCUUGGAGGGCCCACCCUCCGGGCCCCCAGCGCUGGCACCAAAACUGGCACAGACCUGUCCCGCGUAGAAACAGCUUCCCUGGUCCAGGUGGUCCAGGAUCUCUGAGACCUCAUCACUAUUGUGACUCUGUGGUUCCCGGGGAGGGACCUGAGGCCCAGAGGGGAUCCCAGAGCUGCCCAAGGUCACCCCACAGUUCUGGAGGCCAGAAGUUCAAGGUCAGGGUGUCAGCAGGCCUGGUUCCUUCGGAGGGCUGUGAGGGUUUCACAGAGGUGGACUGUGAGCCUCAGAGGCAUUCGAGAUGCCUGUGGUUUGAGCUGGCCAGAGGCCUGGCUGGGAGCCAGGAGGCCCAGGUGUCCUGGAUGUCCUCCGGUCAAGCCCUGGGCCCGGGCCAGCCCUCUCUUCCAGGAAACACUUGGCCAGGACCCGGGAAGAACCCGCCGGCAUCCCUUCCGGGUACGUGGGCCAUCCACCUGCGGGCCCAGGCCAGGCCUCCUGUGAGGCCAGCCCCCUGUGCCGCCCAGACUCCCUUCCUGUCUUUGAUGGGGAAAUGUAGAGCUUUUCUGCACCCAGCCCACCACCACACAGACUUCGCCGGGGACAAGAGAGGACUGUGCGGCACAGAGGUGUCUCGGGACCUCAGCGUCCCCAUCGGAUGCUGGUAGAAGACCGUGACCACCUCUGAGGGGUAUCGUGAGCACUAAAGACGUGGGCACAGGAGAGGCAUGUGGCACAGCGUUGGACACGUGGUGAGUGCCGUGUACUCCGGCCCUUCUUUCUUUUGCAAGGUGUUUCCUCGGUCACUGUCAGGGCAGAUGGUGCCCAUGGGGGCAGAGGCCCAGGAAGAGGUGUCUCACCCGAGGACACUGUGGGAGCCGUGGCCGCACUGAGCCUGGAGCCCCGGAGCCGGGCACCGUCCAUUGAGAUCACGCGGGAGCUGGUUGGACACGAAGACUCUCAGGCCCUGCCCCAGACCCACAGACUCGGAAUCCGCACUGUAACAGAGCCUGGCUGAUCCGUGUGCCCGUUACAGACGCGGGGUGAGCGUGUCUGGGCAACUGCACGGAGGUGGAUGAGGAGCUGCGGGUGAUGCCAGCCCCCCGGGGCAGCACCUGCGCCUGGCUCUGGAACUCUCGGGGCGUUGGCUCCUGCAGUCAGCCAGGCCUGCGCACGGUCACAGCCGCGCUGGGGAGUGAGUGCUGAGCUGGAAGCAGGCCCCAAGUCCCCUGUGAGCCUAAAUCUCCCCGGGGGACGUCAGGAAUCUGAGCCAAUACGCGAGGAGAAAACUGGAAUUGGCCAGGCCGACCUGGGAGC
Molecule: messenger RNA, 1641 nt
Organism: Prionailurus viverrinus (fishing cat)
Lineage: Eukaryota; Metazoa; Chordata; Mammalia; Carnivora; Felidae
Exons: 6
Coding region: 210-992 (260 amino acids)
Source: RefSeq, a predicted model, not a curated record